AUGAGUACAGUUUGUGUAACAGGAGCCUCUGGUUACAUAGCUUCAUGGCUUGUAAAAUUCUUGCUCCAACGUGGUCACACCGUCAGAGCCUCUGUUCGUGACCCCAAUAAUGAGAGGAAGACAGCCCACUUGCGAUCACUUGAUGGAGCCAAGGAGAGGCUUCACUUGUUGAAAGCCGACCUAUUGGAGGAAGGCUCGUUUGAUUCUCUAGUUGAUGGCUGUGAGGGGGUUUUUCACACAGCGUCUCCUUAUAUCGAUUCAUUCACGGAUCCACAGGUAGAAUUAAUCGAUCCUGCUCUAAAGGGGACUCUUAACGUUCUCGAAUCAUGUUCUAGAACACCAUCUGUGAAAAGAGUGGUUUUGACAUCUUCCAUGGCUGCAGUAGCAUUUGAUGGUCGUCCUCAAACUCCUGAAGUUGUAGUCGAUGAGACUUGGUGGUCCAACCCAGAUUUUUGCAGAGAAAAUAAACUCUGGUAUAUCCUUUCAAAGACAUUAGCUGAGGAUGCUGCCUGGAAAUUUGUAAAGGAGAAGGGCAUUGAUAUGGUUGUGAUAAACCCAGCAAUGGUUAUUGGUCCUUUAUUGCAGCCAACACUCAAUACAAGUGCUACUAAGAUUUUGGGCUUACUAACUGGUGGAGAAACAUACCCAAAUUCUGCCUUUGGAUGGGUUCACGUUAAAGAUAUUGCCAAUGCACAUGUUCUGGCAUUUGAGAAUCCUUCGGCGAAUGGAAGAUAUUGUAUUGUUGAGAAAGUUGCACACUAUUCUGAUAUCGUGAAGAUAUUGAGUGAGCUCUAUCCCGAUCUUCAACUUCCAAAAAAGUGUGCGGACGAAAAGCCAUUUAUAGCAAUGUACAAUGUCUCCAAGGAAAGAGCAAAGAGCCUGGGUUUGGAAUUCACACCUCUUGAAGAAAGCAUCAAAGACACUGUUGAAAGCUUGAAGGAGAAGAACUUCUUUAAGCCCCCUAUUACCCAAAGUGAAAGUCAUUCAUAA
Fraxinus pennsylvanica is the source of this 990-nucleotide messenger RNA. NCBI's taxonomy places the organism in Eukaryota, Viridiplantae, Streptophyta, Magnoliopsida, Lamiales, Oleaceae. The record is from the annotation of a GenBank genome assembly.